Brassica rapa (field mustard) is the source of this 2465-nucleotide messenger RNA. RefSeq names its product transcription factor TCP5. Gene Ontology annotation, molecular function: sequence-specific DNA binding; DNA-binding transcription factor activity. Gene Ontology annotation, cellular component: nucleus. Lineage: Eukaryota; Viridiplantae; Streptophyta; Magnoliopsida; Brassicales; Brassicaceae. The record is from RefSeq and is a predicted model, not a curated record.
UAUCUUCUAAAUGAUGUUUAUUUCUAAUUCUUUUUGGAUGAGAAUAUUUUGGCUGAGGUGGAUAAUCCCAAAAGCCUUGAAUUUAGUCCCUUUUAUAUAGUAGUAUAUCUUUUAUGUUGUUUUGUUGAGUAUUUGGUGUAUAGAAAAUAUAUACCGUAAAUAUUAAUGUAUUUUUGGUGUAAAAUAAGAAAAUAAUAUAAAAUAUUUUGAAAUGUUUAGAAAACUAAAAAUAGAUUUUAUUGUGAAUAAAAUAAAAAUAUAAUAAUUUAUUUUUAUUUUUCUAAACUUCACAUACACUAAUUAUUAAUUUAUAUUUAUGUGUGAACAAUAUAUUUAUAUGAUUUAAAAAAAAAACAUUAUCUUAUUAUUUUAUCAAAUUAUGUUAUAUUCUAGUUAGUUCAAUUUGAAACUGGUAAAAUUUAUUAAUUUGUUGUGUUAUUAGUUUAUCAAUUAUUAAUUUCUAAUGUAUGUUUUGUCUUAUAUGACUGUAAAUGGUUUAAACCUCUCGCCUUCCUUUUUUUUUUUGUCAACCUCUCGCCUUCCUAAAAAUGAAUUUAAUCGGAUGUUAUAAUUGUUUGUCACAGUCGAAAUAGAGAUUAAAUUAUAUGAAAUAAAGAAGAUGACAGUGAUUAGCUGCAAACAUGGUACAAAGGAUUAAAUCAAAGUAAAGUGAAACCCACGAAUGGGAACCGAAAAUAAAUAUUAGAAUAAUUUGUUGUAAAGUUUAAAUAUAAAAUUCCUAUAUGACAUGAGUGUUAGACGAAGACAUGGACAUACCCAUCAGAGUAUCAAUACACUACAUAAAUUACUCUUCUUUUGUCCUUGUGCAUAAAUUCCUUUCAUACCAAAAUAAAACCCUAGGAAUUGGAAUAAUAUAAUAUAAAAUAUAUAUCUAAAAUUCAUUUAUUAUUUAACUUUCCCCAAUCAUUAAUAAUAUAAACAUAAAAGGAGUUACCAAAAAAAAAAAUACCUCACAUUGUUCUUCCUCUGCCUUCUUAUCUCUUCUUUCUUCUUCUAGACCCAACAAGAUCAUACUCUAAGAACUCGAGCUUAUACCAGUCUUCAAUCUAAAUCUGUUCUUCUAAAGAAAAAGGUCAAUUAAUUGAGAUGAGAUCAAGAGAAUGCGAUGAAGAGGAGAUUCAAGCAAAGCAAGAAGGAGAUCAUAGUGAAAAUAAUAAUCAUCAAGUAAACUUAAACAACAUGUUGCAGCAGCAGCAGCAGAAUCAGCCUAGUUCGUUAUCAUCAUCGAGGCAAUGGACCUCAGCUUUUAGAAAUCCAAGAAUUGUUCGAGUCUCUAGAACGUUCGGUGGCAAAGACAGACACAGCAAAGUCUGCACAGUCCGUGGCCUUAGAGACCGGAGGAUAAGGUUGUCCGUUCCAACAGCAAUUCAACUUUACGACCUUCAAGAUCGAUUAGGGCUGAGUCAGCCAAGCAAAGUCGUUGAUUGGUUACUCGAAGCAGCAAAAGAUGACGUCGACAAGCUCCCUCCAUUACAAUUUCCACAUGGCUUUAACCAAAUGUAUCCAAAUCUUUUCUUUGGAAACUCAGGAAUAGGAGAAUCAUCAUCAUCAACAUCAGCGUUUCCAGGUACUAAUCUUGGGUUCUUGGAGAGUUAUGAUCUUGGAGGCUCUUCUUCAAGAACAAGAUCAAGAAUCCAAGAAACACCUAGAGAGAGUUUCGAUCUUGAUAAAGGGAAAUGGAUCAAGAACGAUGAGAACGCUAAUCAUCAUCAAGAUCAUGGGUUCGACGCCAGCCAUCAACAUUUCUCUCUCACCAAUCCUUACAACAACAGCAAUGCUUCCUCUUAUUACAACCUUGGACAUCUUCAACACUCGUUAGACCAGUCCGGUAAUAACGUUACUGUCGCAAUAUCCAAUGUUCCUAGUAAUAAUAAUAACAAUAAUCUCAAUUUGCCUCCACCGUCGUCUGCUGGAGAUGGAUCUCAACUGCUUUUUGGUCCUCCUCCUCCGGCAAUGAGCUCUCUAUUUCCUACGUAUCCAUCGUUCCUUGGAGCUUCUCAUCAUCAACAUCAUCAUGUCGUUGAUGGAGCUGGAAACCUUCAGCUCUUUAGCUCCAAUGCUAACACAGCGUCACAGCAACAGAUGAUGACGGGUAACUCUAGUUUGAUUAGACCGUUUCAUCAUUUGAUGAGCUCGAAUCAUGAUACGGAUCGCCAUAGUAGUGAUGACAAUGAUUCAGAUUCGUGAAAGAUUCAUAUAUCUAUACUAUACAUACAUAUGUUAUAUGCAUACGUAUUCUUCUUUAUUUUAUAUUUAUAUAUUUGCGUAUUAAUGUUGGAUUUGGUUUUUAUAAAUUCAUCUUUUAUGUAUAUAUUGAGUUUUAAUAAUCUGAUGAUCAUCAGUCUUGGACUUGGAUUCGAACAAAGAUAUUCGUAAUGCGAGGUUGGUGCUUUAUGCUUAUAUAUAUUUGGUGCUUAUAUUUAUAUAAUUUAAAUUUCGAUGUC